AGCACAUUAGAGGCAAUGAGGUAUUUCCCUUCAAACCGAUGAUCUAAAACCCAACAACAAAGCAAGAUCCAACACAACAAUGGCUCCCAAAUCAGAACAAUCACAGAGCCUCUCUACCCAAGCAGAGACUUCAUCCUCAUCCGUGGAUCCUCUCUUCCACAUACUGAGGAUCUUCCCGUACUCAAUUCUCAGCCCACCCAGACUCCGCCUGAAGCUUCCCUCAUUCACUCUCCCUUCAGCCAUGACUGUCUUCGCUGUCGUUCUCCUUACCUACUUCAUGGUGGUUUCAGGGAUCGUUUACGACGUAAUUGUGGAGCCUCCAGGCAUCGGGUCCACCCAGGACCCGGCAACGGGGUCCGUUCGGCCCGUUGUGUUCCUUCCUGGCCGCGUCAAUGGUCAAUACAUCAUCGAGGGUCUCUCGUCAGGGUUCAUGUUCGUGCUUGGUGGGAUGGGGAUCGUGCUUUUGGAUCUGGCUCUUGAUAAAAACAGGGCUAAAAGUGUCAAGGUUUCUUAUGCCACUGCUGGUAUCUCAUCCCUUGUUAUCGCUUAUGUUAUGAGUAUGCUUUUUAUUCGUAUUAAAAUCCCUGGUUAUUUGGGGUGAAUUUUCAGGUUUAUUAAUGGGUUUUGUUUUGGAUUUAGACUUUCAAUUUUCAUUUGCAGGAAUUUGCAAUGAAUAGAAUAUAAAUUAUUAGUUUA
Molecule: messenger RNA, 696 nt
Organism: Mangifera indica (mango)
Lineage: Eukaryota; Viridiplantae; Streptophyta; Magnoliopsida; Sapindales; Anacardiaceae
Product: oligosaccharyltransferase complex subunit ostc-like
Exons: 1
Coding region: 80-601 (173 amino acids)
Cellular component (GO): oligosaccharyltransferase complex
Source: RefSeq, a predicted model, not a curated record